AUUUUUAAUAUGGAUCUCUAAUAUUAAGAAUAAUUAAAUAUCAAAAGAACUCUAGAAUAUUGGACUCCUGGAGCUACGUUAGAAUAAAUGAAAUUGAAAUUAAAUUAAAAGACAAUAUCUUAAUUCAAAAAGGAGGAUUUUUUAAAUGAAAUCAAAUUUGGAAAAGCCAACAUAAAUUAAUAAGAUGAUAAAUAUUUAUCAGAAACUGAGAAAGCUUAUUUAAUUGCAUAUAAUCCUGAAAAAAGAGUUAGAAGCGAUUAUGAAUGUAUGUUUAUGACCAAUGAUGAAAAAACAUCUGAUAGAGAAGAAUAAACUAAUUAAAAAUGUGAAAAUACAAAUUGUCCUGGUACAGAUACUAAAUGGAUUGAAUGUAGUGAAAAAAAAUGUUGGUAUCAUUAAAGUUGUGCAGGAAUACCACUUAAUAAAACAUAAGAAGAAAUUGAUUAAAUGGAUUGGAAAUGUAAAAAAUGCAGAAAAAGAUGA
This is a messenger RNA of Paramecium sonneborni, 483 nucleotides long. The record is from the annotation of a GenBank genome assembly. NCBI's taxonomy places the organism in Eukaryota, Ciliophora, Oligohymenophorea, Peniculida, Parameciidae.